CUUCCCUCUUUCAUUUUUACGCAAAUUUUGUCAUCCCUCACAAUCCCUGCUCCUCAAUUUCAUUCGUAUUUUUCCCCGGGCGGUAGCUCCCGAAUUCCAAAUUCAACUGUUGAAAGGUUCUCAUUGAUUCCCCAGAGCCUGCCAAGCGAAGCAAAGUACGGGUGAAAUUAAAAGGCCUUGAGCAGUAGAAACAAGAAGUGGCAUUGAUAAACAUACACCCAAGUGCAAUCAGGUUAAAAUCCCUGGUCACAUACAGUUGCAUUGCUGAAAAUUCACAUAUUCCUCUCAAAUUUAAACCACGAGAUGCAUUGUGAUGGCUGAAACUGAGGAAACCGGAGUUGAGUUGGAGCUAGAUCCCAAUGAGGCCACUCCAAAGCUACAACGCAUCAAAAUCACCAGGGUUUCUGAGGAUAACAAUAAGAAGAUACCGCACAAGAGACUCAAAGAUGUGGAAAUAUGUGUUCCAAUAGUCUAUGGAACAAUUGCAUUUUGGCUGGGUAAAAAGGCCACUGAAGCUCAAUCACAUAAGUGGACUGUCUAUGUGCGUGGAGCUACAAAUGAGGAUUUGGGUGCAGUGAUUAAGCGAGCUGUAUUUCAGCUGCAUCCCAGUUUCAGUAAUCCUGUUCGAGUUGUUGAAUCACCACCUUUUGAGUUGUCAGAAUGUGGUUGGGGAGAAUUUGAAAUUGCGAUUUCCCUGUUUUUUCACAAUGAUGUCUGUGAAAAGCAGCUGGAUUUGUAUCACCAUCUUAAGUUGUAUUUGGAAGAUGAGAGUGGUCCUCAGUCAACCAAAAAACCUGUUGUUGUGGAAACUUACAAUGAAAUUGUAUUUCCAGAUCCUUAUGAAGAUUUUUAUUUACGUGCACAAAAGAACCCUGCUGUAAUUCUUCCUUGUCUUCCAAUCACCUCAAACCUACCUUCUGGUGAUGCGGAUCUGAAUGAAAAGAAAGGUGAUGCUAAAGAUCACCCAUUGAGCCAAUGGUUUAUCAAUUUCUCAGAGGCAGAUGAGUUAUUAAAACUUGCGGCUGCACGUCAGAAGGUCCAAGCACAUAUCGUCAAGCUAAGAAGGCAAUUAAAUACCUUAGAAGGGCCACCGUUGCAGUCAUAGAAACCUUCUUCUGGUCAGUGGCAUGCUUGAUUUCACAAAGGUAGAUGGGCACAUUUUCGGUGAUUGAUGUACAAAUAUAGUAUAUGCUAGGCAAGGUUAGUUAUUUAUCAUUUUGUUGAUCUUUCAUUGAUGGUCUCCAUUAGCAUUUCACCAUCAACACAAUAUUUAGGGCAAUUUAUGGUUUUCAAUGCUAUUUAGCUGAUAUCAUGGUAUCUGAUCCUACAUUUAUAAAAAUUUAUUGCAUUGCUUAUAUUUCAUGGAGAUCCCAUUUUUGAGGCAACA
Andrographis paniculata is the source of this 1387-nucleotide messenger RNA. RefSeq names its product transcription initiation factor TFIID subunit 14b-like. The transcript is spliced from 7 exons. Lineage: Eukaryota; Viridiplantae; Streptophyta; Magnoliopsida; Lamiales; Acanthaceae. The record is from RefSeq and is a predicted model, not a curated record. Bases 314 to 1105 code for a protein of 263 amino acids. Gene Ontology annotation, biological process: regulation of DNA-templated transcription.